Paramecium octaurelia is the source of this 741-nucleotide messenger RNA. The record is from the annotation of a GenBank genome assembly. NCBI's taxonomy places the organism in Eukaryota, Ciliophora, Oligohymenophorea, Peniculida, Parameciidae.
AUGAACGAAUCAAUUAGAAGCACACUAAAAAAGGUAUUAGAAAUGUAACUUGAUUGCACUUAAAUACUAACAACAAUUCUAUUUAAAAAUACUGAUAAGAAUAAAGUUGUAGAAAUGCGUACAACCAAAUAAUAACUCGAGGAACAGAAGAAUUAGAUUGAAGCAGGUGAUUAAAAACGCAAGAAAACAUUUCUCAAUAAUGAAAAAUCAGCAGAUACGACCAAACAAAAAAACACAGAUCAACAAUUAAUUUAAGAUACUAAUGCUCAAAUUAGUUUGUCACCUGAAGAAUGUUAUUCAAAAUUGAAUGAUAUCAUAUAGGAAUUUAGGUAGAAGAAUUCACUAGCUACUAAAAUUCUCAAUUUUGAUUUUGACUACAUAAAGGAACACCAUAGUAAAAACAAAUUCAAGGAGAUAAGAAGUAAGGUCAAGUUAAUGAUAAACAGAAUUUAAAUUAAGAGGACUAUGAUUUCUAUUGUGAAUGGCAAAAGGAUAUUUUAAUGUCCUUCUUGCAAUUUUCAGGGGUUUUCUAGUGUGUAUUAUCCUCAUAUUUUGAAGAAGCAUUGUUAAAAUUAUUAUAUUUUCUGUUGUUUCUUAUGUUAACAAGACUUCUAAUCCUUUACUGUAUUAAAAAAGCAUCUUAAAAGAUAUCAUAAGGAAGCAUUGAACACGAGUUCAGAUAUUGAAAUAAUAAAGGUGCAAUAGGAUGAGAAUGAAAAUGAUUUAAGUAUUAGCAUUUGA